Salvelinus sp. IW2-2015 is the source of this 1007-nucleotide messenger RNA. RefSeq names its product coatomer subunit zeta-1. NCBI's taxonomy places the organism in Eukaryota, Metazoa, Chordata, Actinopteri, Salmoniformes, Salmonidae. Gene Ontology annotation, biological process: retrograde vesicle-mediated transport, Golgi to endoplasmic reticulum; intra-Golgi vesicle-mediated transport; intracellular protein transport. The record is from RefSeq and is a predicted model, not a curated record. Gene Ontology annotation, cellular component: COPI vesicle coat.
AAGAUCCGCCCACCCAUGAGUCAGAGGAUUUUGCGAGGUCUUCUAGAAUGACAGCUCAAACCUGUCCACGUCAACACCAGAGAACCACUAUGGAGAUCGCGUCUCUGGAACCCUCACUGUACACAGUGAAAGCGGUCUUCAUUCUGGAUAACGAUGGUAAUAGACUUCUAUCAAAGUACUAUGACAAAGAGCUCUACCCCUCCAUGAAGGAGCAGAAGAACUUUGAAAAGAACGUUUUCAACAAGACACACAAAGCUGACAAUGAGAUUGCCUUCGUGGAGGGGAUGACGAUCGUGUAUAAGUGCAGCAUUGACCUGUUCUUUAGUGGUGCAUGGCUCAUGCUCAUGGCUGUGCUGAACUGUCUGUUUGAGUCCCUCGGUCAAAUCCUAAGGAAAAAUGUGGAGAGAAGGUGUCUAUUGGACAACAUGGACGGAGUCUUCUUAGUAGUGGACGAAAUUAUYGACGGGGGGGUGAUCUUGGAAAGCGACCCCCAACAGGUCAUCCAGAAGGUCAAUUACAGGGCGGAUGAGAACCCACUGUCGGAGCAGAGUGUGGCUCAGCACAUUACGGACAAAUUGGCUAUGACCUCCAAUAUAAUGCAGUCUGCCAAAGAACAAAUAAAGUGGUCAAUACUCAAAUGAUCUACACCGCCUGUCCAAAGGUCAAAUGUCUAASAGUGGAAUGGACAGUACGAAUUUAUGUGUAAAUAUUAAAGGGUGUAUUUAGCGUUUUAUGCUUAAAUAGGCUAUAUSUAUGGUAAUUAGUGGCAAAUAUAGGCAUUUUUCAUAUGAAGGCAAGCUGACAUUUGUAUGUAAUUAUAUUGGAAAUAAUCUAUUUAAUUUAUUUGAUUYGCAAUAAGUCGGAAGAUAUUAUGCUAGAUUAUAGCAURUGAUUUUGUUAAUUUCCCUYAACUCACCAAAAUACUCUGUUAAGAAAUGUUUUAACCAAACCAAGAAAACAACUGCAUUUUGUUGUAAUGUGUGCAGGCCUACACAAYUAGGGAAACU